AUGUCUUAUCCCGAAGACGUCAAGCAAGACUUAUCUGAAUCCGAGAAGCAAGUCAACCUCAAGGAGCUUGAGGCGGUAGCCCUUCCCGAGUUCGAUGACCCCAACAUCGACAAGGACGAAGCUAUCGCGGGCGUCCUUGAGGACGACUCCCCCUACCCAGAGGUCCGGUCCGCCGUCGCCAACACAGAUGACCCCGACAUUCCUGUGAACACCGUCCGCGCCUGGGUUCUUGGUUUGAUCUGGGCCAUCAUCGUCCCUGGCCUGAAUCAAUUCUUCUUCUUCCGCUAUCCCUCCGUCCAGGUCACUGCUAUUGUCGCCCAACUUUUGAUCUUCCCUAUGGGAAGACUUUGGGCAAGGGUUGUGCCCAACGUUAAGAUCUUUGGCUUUGAGCUCAACCCUGGUCCAUUCUCGAUGAAGGAACAUGUGCUCGCUACAAUUAUGGCCUCAGUUGGUGCCGGCAGUGCAUACGCUACGGAUAUCGUCGCCGUCCAGAGGGUCUUCUACAACCAGACGUAUAACUUCAGCUACCAAUGGAUGAUCGUCAUGUCCACCCAGCUCAUCGGUUUCUCGAUUGGUGGUAUCGCUCGUCGCUUCCUGGUACAGCCUCCCUCGAUGAUCUGGCCAGCAAACCUCGUCGUUUGCGCGCUUUUUAACACGCUCCACGCCCAGACUUAUGCUGGGAUUGGAAAUCGUGGCGGUAUGAGCCGCGAAAGAUUCUUUUUCUACGGUUUCGCCGCCUCCACAGUCUGGUAUCUCUUCCCGGGAUACCUUUUCCAGGCCCUCUCCUACUUCUCUUGGGUCUGCUGGAUCGCUCCGGACAACGUUCCCGUCAACCAGAUGUUCGGCUACGUUCAUGGAAUGGGUAUGAGUCUCGUCACUUUCGAUUGGGCUCAAAUUGCAUAUAUCGGUUCACCCCUCGCUACUCCCUGGUGGGCCGAGGCUAACAUCGCCGCUGGAUUCGUCUUCUUCUAUUGUCAGGUUCCUGACACCGGUUCUUUAUGUAAGUUCAGAUCUUUUCAUGUCUCAAUCUGCGAUUCUCAAGGAGAUCUUCGACGACACAAUCAGUAUACGAAUGCCUGGAGCAGCAAGUACAUGCCAAUUUCAUCCCGCGGGUCGUUCGAUCAUUUCGGCAAAACCUAUAACGUCUCCAGGAUCAUCAAUGCCGACUCCACCUUUAACGAAGUAGAAUAUCAGGCCUAUAGCCCGCUGUUCCUGUCCACGACCUUCGCCAUUUCAUACGGCCUGUCUUUUGCGUCAAUCACGGCUACACUCACGCACGCCUUCCUCUAUUUCCGCAAACAAAUCUAUACACAUGCUCGCCGUGCCAUGAAUGAGCAGCCCGAUAUCCACGCCCGCCUUAUGUCCCGCUACCCCCAGGUACCGGAAUGGUGGUACGCUACAAUCUUCCUGACCAUGUUCGCGUUUGGUGUUGUCGCCAUCCAAGUUUGGGAAACCAAAUUCCCCGUUCAAUACUUCAUCCUUGCCUUGGUUAUCUCUUUCGUCUAUGUUAUCCCUAUCGGCAUGAUCCAAGCCAUUACUAACCAGCAAGUCGGUCUCAACGUCAUCACUGAGCUCAUCAUCGGUUAUGCCCUCCCUGGCCGCCCCAUCGCCAUGAUGAUGUUCAAGACUUGGGGAUACAUCACAAUGGCCCAAGCCUUGGCCUUUACCUCCGAUUUCAAGCUUGGCCACUACAUGAAGAUUCCUCCUCGGGCUAUGUUCUGGUCCCAAGUCAUCGCCACUGUUGUUGCUGGCACCGUCCAACUCGGUGUCCAAGCGUGGAUGUUCACCAACAUUCCCGACAUGUGUGAUCCAGCUCAGAAGGACGGAUUCAUUUGCCCAUCGACAGAAGUAUUCGGUACUGCCAGUAUCAUCUGGGGUGUCAUUGGUCCGGCUCGCCAAUUCUCCAAGGGACAAGUCUACUACGCUCUCCUCUUCUUCUUCCUGGUCGGCCUUGCCGCACCUAUCUUCACCUACCUCCUCAGCUUGAAGUUCCCGAACAGCUGGCUGCGCUACCUUAACUUCCCCGUAAUCUUCUCUGGUACUGGUUACAUCCCCCCUGCGAGCGCCGUCAACUACGUUCCCUGGGCCAUCGUUGGAUUCGUCUUCCAAUACGUUAUCCGCAGGCGUCAUUUCUCGUGGUGGACCAAGUACAACUACGUUCUGUCCGCUGCCCUCGAUUCCGGCGUUGCUAUCUCGGCCGUCUUGAUCUUCUUCAUCCUUCAAUACCCCAAGAACGGCGAGAUUGGCCUCAACAACGUGCAAGUUUGGUGGGGGAACACCGUACCAUUCAACACCGCCGACGCGAAGGGCACUCCCAUGCUGAAGCUUUCAAAGGGCGAAUUCUUUGGACCGACGAGUUGGUAA
Laccaria bicolor S238N-H82 is the source of this 2364-nucleotide messenger RNA. Its product is annotated as oligopeptide transporter. Bases 1 to 2364 code for a protein of 787 amino acids. Gene Ontology annotation, molecular function: oligopeptide transmembrane transporter activity. The transcript is spliced from 16 exons. Gene Ontology annotation, biological process: transmembrane transport. The record is from RefSeq and is a predicted model, not a curated record. NCBI's taxonomy places the organism in Eukaryota, Fungi, Basidiomycota, Agaricomycetes, Agaricales, Hydnangiaceae.